UAUCAAUUGUGAUAACAUAACCUACCACCUUCGGACAUUGCACGAAAACAACAGCUCCAAAACCCUUUCGUUCCCGUUUUCUCUCGCAACCUCCUCUUUUUCUCCUUUUUACAGCUAUGUUGGAAAAUGUACAGUUGUUCAUAGCACUGUUCGGAGGCUAUGUCGCAACUUCGAUGAUAUUUCUAAAAAAUCCCCACUUCCUUCACAAAAAGAAAAGAUUGAAAUUCACAUGUACACAUAUAAGUCAUAGAGGAGGUGCUGGAGAAAACUAUGAAAACACAAUGACUGCAUUCAGGAGAGCAGUUAGUUUAGGUACAGACAUGCUUGAACUCGACUGCCAAUUGACAAAAGAUAAUCAGGUUGUCGUAUGCCAUGAUAACAAUUUGCUCAGAAGCACAGGAGUCAACAAAUGUGUAUCAGAAUUCAAUUACAAAGACUUACCUUUGUUGAAACCGAAUCUUCCAGUCGACUUUGAUCCGUUAGUGACAUUUAGAGGUACUGGUAAAGAAGAAGAGAGGCGCAUACCAUUGCUUGUUGAAGUGUUUCAAACUUUUCCUCAAUUGCCGAUCAACAUAGACAUAAAAACUAACAAUAACUUUUUAAUCGGAGAAGUCAACAGAUUAAUUUCUGAACAUCAUAGAGAAGAAAUAACAGUGUGGGGCAGUUUUAGUGAAGGGAUAACAUACAAGUGCUAUUUACAAAAUCCAAAAGUCAAUUUGCUUUUUUCUCUACGAAGAGUUUUUGAGUUGGUAUUGCUUUUUUAUACUGGCCUACUCCCUUUUGUACCACUGAGGGAAACACAUCUAGAAAUAUUUCAGCCAUCUAUGGUUCUCCACCCAUCUUGGCAUAAUCAUAAUAUUAAGAAUGGCCCUCUUCUUUUGUACCUGCCAACUUUUCUUGUGAGAACUAUCGACUUCCUUUUGAUGAGUAAAACUCUUUUUAAACAUUUAGGACAACGAGGAAUACAGACAUAUGUCUGGGUUUUAAAUUAUGACAAUCAGUUCAAAGAAGUAUUUGAACUGGGUGUAACAGGAAUAAUGACAGAUUAUCCCACACGCCUUAUGAAUUUUCUCAAGGAGAAUCCGCAAUACAUUAAAAAAACGCACAGUGUCUCUGCAAUAACCGAAGCCGAAGGAGGCGUGAACAAUUAGCUAAAAGCUUCGUUCGAGCCUUUCGACAAAUAUUCUGGUUUGUGAUAAAUUGAAAUCUACUUUUACCAAAUGUCCAAAAUGGUUGUAGAGCUGUAGUAAGUGAAAUUUAUCGAAUUGUUAAAGUUUUUUUCUUUUUAUUAUCAUUGUUUUGUUGAAAAUUGUUCAAAGUUCUACUAGGAUGUGUAAAGUGUUGAUCUUUGUCCAAAUUUUAAUGUGUUCUAGAGGCUUAGAUAAUAUGGAACUUUUGCCUACUUAAAAAGGUUCAUUAAAUACCAGAAAAAUAAAUGAGUCUGCCUAGUCAGUUCCAACAAAUGUAUAAACAAUUUUAUUUAAGAUUUAAUUAUGAAAAAAUAUCUUGAGAUUUUUUAGUAUUAUUUUUAUGUUAUGUGUGUUAAAAUACAAUCUUGUGUCAUCG
Nezara viridula (southern green stink bug) is the source of this 1566-nucleotide messenger RNA. Lineage: Eukaryota; Metazoa; Arthropoda; Insecta; Hemiptera; Pentatomidae. The record is from the annotation of a GenBank genome assembly.